AUGGCCGGCCAAGUCAGCUCAGCCGCCGACGUGCAAAGCCAAGAACCAAAGGCAGAACAAGACCAAGGCAAGCCCGUUGGUCCACCAUACCGCCAUGACGACGAGGACUUGGCCAACCCGAUUAUUACCAACGACUUCAACUCCGCCGGUGACAUUGACUGGUACGGUACAGCAUAUAUGCUGGCCAACUGUACGUUACAGCUCAUCUCUGGUAAGCUGUGUGGGUUUGGCAUUGACUCCUGGGCCCAGGCACCAAAUACAACUAUGGCCGUCGCCGUCGGCGCGUCGCUCAUGUUCUUUGGCCAGCAGCUCUUGGGUACCAUCUUCACGUCGAUCGGCCAGAAUGAAGCUCGACAACCAGCUGACGCAUCGCCUCGACGCCAUUUCCGGCCUGUUGUUGACGCCGCAGCAGAACCAAACACGGGUGCCACCGAAGCGUGCAAGCUUGUGCCCGCCGCCAAUCGACCUGCGGCCCUCGCCGCUUACAACGAUUCCCUGUGUGUGGUCUUCCGCGUUGGCCUGAUACUGGCCAGUAUUUCCAUCCUGGGUGCUCGCGCCAUGGCCUGGUGA
Sporothrix brasiliensis 5110 is the source of this 570-nucleotide messenger RNA. RefSeq lists its product as uncharacterized. The record is from RefSeq and is a predicted model, not a curated record. Lineage: Eukaryota; Fungi; Ascomycota; Sordariomycetes; Ophiostomatales; Ophiostomataceae. The transcript has 2 exons. Bases 1 to 570 code for a protein of 189 amino acids.